This is a messenger RNA of Wyeomyia smithii (pitcher-plant mosquito), 1626 nucleotides long. RefSeq lists its product as uncharacterized. The coding region runs from base 578 to 1360 and encodes 260 amino acids. The record is from RefSeq and is a predicted model, not a curated record. Lineage: Eukaryota; Metazoa; Arthropoda; Insecta; Diptera; Culicidae. The transcript has 2 exons.
GGCGCGGUACGGGGUAUUAUAAAGUAUACUUGUUCGGAUCAAACAUUUUCAGUGCAAAUUUGUACCUCCAGCCUGUAAUAGCUUCUCUCGUCGUUCGCCGAGAGGCUGGUCGAAUGAUCGCGUUGCAGAACAUUGUUUGAAAAUAAGCAGAAGAAAAACUAAUUGGCUGUUUGAAGAUAGUUCUAACUGUGAACGGUCCUCGAGCGAAGACCGUGUCUGUUCUUACCGUGAAGUCGUGAAAAAACGUGAGCUAUGUGAUUCCUGCUUCGGAGGCGGAGAAGAAAAACGAGUGUGACGAUCAACCGUACCUCCAGGAAUAGUUGGCAACGAAAAGUUCUGCAAUAGUUAUUUGUAUUGUCAUCGAUAGGGAUCAUCAUUGCAUUGGUUGAAACUUAGACCGCUCUAGGCGAAGAAAACGUGAUCACUAGUUGUGGGUGCAGAAUGUACGUUGAGUGGUAGUUCUGUGGCGGUAAAAGGUUAAGACGGUCGGUAUUCAUAGUACGGUCACCUGGACGAUCCUUCUAGCACCGGCUUCUACAACAGCGAAAAGCUUGCGAGCGUCUGUCGAAGGAGGAUCAUGAAUAAAAUAAUGAAUCCACUGCUUUCGACGCUUGUCGUGCUGUGCGCCAUUCACGGGCAAACCUUCUCCAAAGGUGUCAAGCAAAAGCGCUUGCUGUACGACCUUGCCGAUCCCUUUGUGUCGGUAACGGAGCCCACCUCAUUCUACCACCCCACAACCUUCCACCCGCCAGCCACCGUCUACUCAUCGGACGCUCCAAUCCUCAAUCAAGUGAUCAAGCCAAUCCCAGCGGCUGUGCGACCCUUCCAUCCGAAACCAUCGCUGCUGAAUAUCUACAAGAACAACUACUUCGACUACUCGAACUACGGCGCUCCGUUUCAUUUCAUCGGUGGCAACCAGCUGGGAUUUAGCGAUGAGGAAACCUACAUUGCCGAUGGCCGCAUUCUGAAACAAUACUCGGUUCUAGAGCAUCACCCUGAGGAUGCCGAACGCCACCGUCUACUGCAACCGUCCCCGUCUUAUUUCCACACUGAUCUACCACCUCCGUCGCCACUAUUCGAUCACCUAAACCUGCCGUUCUCAUCUACCGUCGGCUUUAAUCCACGACUUGGUCUGCCAGUGAACAAUCGGUUCCCGCUGCUGACGAAAAACCACGGCCCAGUUGCGCUGGGAUCCGGUUCGCUCGGAUACAUUCACGGUCCCAACGGAGUGGUGUUCGGAUCGGGUUCCCUCGGGUACAUCAGCCACCAGCAGCAUCGCGAUUCACUGUCCGAAAUCGUAGCCCGCAAGGGCCGAAAGCUCCGACCAGGACCGCUUCAUUUUGGCCAUAAUCACGACUAACGAAGAGAUGGAAAAAAAAUUCAGAGCGAGAGGAGGUUGUUCCUAGACGAAGUUGUUAGCAGAAAUUGCAUAUUGUUAGAAGUUGUGCGAGGUGGCCUAAUCCUGUUUUGGGAGCAACCAGCUGCAGCACAUUGUGGUUACCAUACGGGCGUAAAGUGCCGUACGCAGGUUUCACCUUUAGAACGAUGAAAUUUUACGCUUUUUGUAUAUAUUUGCAGUAUUAGCAUAAUUAUUUAGCGAAUAAAACUGUUCUACAUUUUUGGAUU